CUAGAGGGAGGCAGGGCACAAUGUGACACGCACAGGCGUAACACAGUUAGUUACUUGCCUUCUCUUAUCAGCCUAGGUUGAUAUUUGCCAUUCGGAUCUACCGUCGUACAUAGAAAAUACGCAUUUACCAAGAUGCCUAAGCCACUGACAGACCAGGAGAAGAGAAAGCAGAUAUCGGUGCGAGGGCUUGCAGGAGUGGAAAAUGUUUCAGACCUCAAGACUAAUUUUAAUCGCCAUCUCCACUUUACGCUCGUAAAGGACCGAAAUGUUGCGACCAAAAGAGACUACUAUUUCGCCUUGGCCAACACCGUGCGCGACCAUCUGGUUGGCCGAUGGAUCAGGACGCAGCAGCACUACUAUGAGAAAGACCCCAAGCGUGUGUACUACCUGUCCCUGGAGUUCUACAUGGGGCGCACCCUGCAGAAUACCAUGGUGAACCUGGCACUAGAGAAUGCCUGUGAUGAGGCCACCUAUCAGUUGGGUCUGGACAUGGAGGAGCUGCAGGACAUUGAGGAGGACGCCGGCCUGGGAAAUGGUGGCCUUGGACGUCUCGCCGCCUGCUUCCUAGAUUCCAUGGCGUCUCUGGGACUGGCAGCUUAUGGCUAUGGCAUCCGCUAUGAGUUUGGCAUUUUCAACCAGAAAAUUGUCAAUGGCUGGCAGGUAGAGGAGGCUGAUGAUUGGCUGCGCUACGGCAACCCCUGGGAGAAGGCCCGCCCUGAGUACAUGCGACCUGUCCACUUCUACGGCAGAGUGGAGCACACCCCUGAAGGGGUGAAAUGGGUUGACACACAGGUAGUGUUGGCCCUUCCUUAUGACACCCCAGUUCCUGGUUACAGGAACAACGUUGUGAACACCAUGAGACUGUGGUCCGCCAAGGCCCCCUGUGAUUUUAACCUGAAAGACUUCAAUGUUGGUGGCUACAUUCAGGCUGUGCUGGACAGGAACUUGGCUGAGAACAUCUCCCGUGUUCUCUACCCUAAUGACAAUUUCUUCGAGGGUAAGGAGCUGCGUCUGAAACAGGAGUACUUUGUGGUGGCAGCCACACUGCAGGACAUCGUCCGUCGCUUCAAGUCCUCAAAGUUUGGCUCCACUGAGGUUGUGCGUGUGGACCUGUCCACCCUACCUGACAAGGUGGCCAUCCAGCUGAACGACACCCAUCCUGCCAUGGCCAUCCCUGAGCUGAUGAGGAUCCUGUUGGACACGGAGCACCAGACAUGGGAGAAGGCCUGGGACAUCGUUACGCGUACCUGUGCCUACACCAACCAUACGGUCCUGCCUGAGGCCCUGGAGCGCUGGCCCAUCGACCUGUUCCAAAACCUUCUGCCCAGACACCUGGAGAUCAUCUUCGAGAUCAACCGACGCCACCUGGAGCGCAUUGCUAAACUCUACCCUGGGGACCAUGACCGUCUGCGCCGCAUGUCCCUGGUGGAGGAGGGCGACCAGAAGAAGAUCAACAUGGCCCACCUGUGCAUCGUGGGCUCCCACGCUGUCAACGGAGUGGCCCGCAUCCACUCGGACAUCAUCAAGGCCACUCUGUUCAAGGACUUCUACGAGGUGGACCCCCACAAGUUCCAGAACAAGACCAAUGGCAUCACACCCCGACGCUGGCUGGUCAUGUGCAAUCCUGGACUGGCUGAAGUCAUCGCAGAGAGGAUUGGUGAGGAUUACAUCCGCGAUCUGGACCAACUGAAGAAUUUGCUGAAGUUUGUGGACGACGACUCUUUGAUUCUGGACAUCGCCAAGGUCAAACAGGAGAACAAGCUGAAGUUUUCUGCUUAUCUCGAGGAGCACUACAAGGUGAAGAUCAACCCAAACUCCAUGUUCGACGUUCAAGUCAAGAGGAUCCACGAGUACAAGAGGCAGCUGCUCAACUGCCUGCACAUCAUCACUCUCUACAACCGCAUCAAGAAGGAGCCCAACAAGAAUUGGACCCCCAGGACUAUCAUGAUUGGAGGAAAGGCUGCCCCUGGUUACCACACUGCUAAGCUGAUCAUCAGGCUGAUCACGGCCAUUGGAGAUAUUGUCAACGACGACGAGGUGGUGGGCGACCGCCUCAAAGUCAUCUUCCUGGAGAACUACAAGGUCACUCUGGCCGAGAAAAUCAUCCCUGCGUCCGACCUAUCUGAGCAGAUCUCCACAGCUGGCACAGAGGCGUCUGGAACUGGCAACAUGAAGUUCAUGCUGAACGGAGCGCUCACCAUCGGCACCAUGGACGGAGCCAACGUAGAGAUGGCUGAGGAGGCCGGGGAGGAGAACCUCUUCAUCUUCGGCAUGAGGGUGGAUGACGUGGACGCCAUGGACAAGAGCGGAUAUGAUGCCAUGGAGUACUACAAUCGCAUUCCUGAGCUGAAGCAGGCCAUGGACCAGAUCUCUGGUGGAUACUUCAGUCCCGACCAGCAUGACCUCUUCAAGGACAUUGUCAACAUGCUACUGCAUCAUGACAGAUUCAAGGUGUUCGCUGACUACGAAGCCUACAUCAAAUGCCAGGACAAAGUCAGUGCUCUCUACAAGAACCCUAAAGAAUGGACCAAGAUGGUGAUCCACAACAUCGCCGGUUGUGGUAAAUUCUCUAGUGACCGCACCAUCUCCCAGUAUGCCCGGGAGAUCUGGGGCAUGGAGCCCAGCCUGGAAAGGAUCCCUGCCCCAGACGAUCCUCGCCAAUAAGCCCUAGCCCCAAAACCAGCCUCAGGCUUUUCCACAUCCCAACCUCUGUUUUUCCACAGCCCCCAACUUCUGGCUUCCACAAGAAAAAACAUGUUAACUUGAGAAAUGGUUUAGAAACCUGAAAUCUUCCCUAUAACUAGUACCUUUUCAUUGUGUUAUUUAAUUGUGGUCAGUAUUAGUUGAUAAAUGACUAUAGCAACCCCCUGUCCAGCUAUGUGAUGGCCAAUAACCUGAUUCCACUUUUAACCUCGACAUUCAGUAUUCAUUUUCAAUGGGCUUAAUCAAAAUCAGCAUUCACCUUCUCAAUGCAUAGUCGACUGGCUGUGCAACAUCAGUAACACUGUUCACCAUAAUUUAAGACAAUUUGGCCAGAGAAUACACCUUUAACAGUCAUUGGGGUCAACAAGUAGCUUGAAACCUCACCACUGUCUAAUGGUACCAAAACCAUCUCUUCCAAGGAUGAGACAUAACGUUAUGUUAUGGCCCCCCGUGGGAAACGAACCCACAACACUGGCGUUGCAAGCACCAUGCUCUACCAAGUUAUUUGGUGCAGAUUAGAAUAAAGAGGUUGUCAUUGGCAGGCCAAAGCCAUAGAAUCACAAUACAGUAUUGAAAAUAUGCACGUUCUUCUCACAUAGACACUGUGAUUCUACGGCUUUGGCCUGCCAAUGACAACCUCUUUAUUCUAAUCUGCACCAAAUAACUU
Molecule: messenger RNA, 3370 nt
Organism: Coregonus clupeaformis (lake whitefish)
Lineage: Eukaryota; Metazoa; Chordata; Actinopteri; Salmoniformes; Salmonidae
Product: glycogen phosphorylase, muscle form
Exons: 20
Coding region: 133-2664 (843 amino acids)
Biological process (GO): glycogen catabolic process
Cellular component (GO): cytoplasm
Molecular function (GO): glycogen phosphorylase activity; pyridoxal phosphate binding
Source: RefSeq, a predicted model, not a curated record